Messenger RNA from Fraxinus pennsylvanica, 1581 nucleotides. The record is from the annotation of a GenBank genome assembly. Lineage: Eukaryota; Viridiplantae; Streptophyta; Magnoliopsida; Lamiales; Oleaceae.
AUGUUUAGGUCAGACGCGCGCACUCUAAUAAUUAUUAUCUCAAAAAACAUAACGUCCAUUUCUUCUACUCAAGUACGCCGCUUUGUUCAGUCGCCGCCAAACCUCCCUCCCUCCUCUCCCACACACGCCACUCCGCUGAGGUACAAAGGGCUCUGUCUCCAUGAGUCCAACUAUCAAAUGGGAAAUAUAUCUAAGGAAAAGAGUGAAGAUCCAAAGGGUAUGGAAAAUGUCUCUGUUGAUGUAAUUGAAUAUGUACGUGGCAAUGACAAAGGAGUUGUUGCGAAAGAGGAUCCAGAUGCAACUGAAUAUUCAAGCUCAUUCACCAACACAACUUCUGGAAAUGGGAAUAGUUCUGAAUUGAGUGAUGCCGAAGUUGAAUCGCAGUUUUUUGACGACAAUGAUGUGAUGCCUCCAUUUGGAUUUAAUAGUAUAUUUCCCAUGAGGAAGAAAAAAUUGACUACUCACUGGAGAAACUUUAUACAUCCUCUGAUGUGGAGGUGCAAAUGGACAGAAUUAAGAAUAAAGGAAUUAGAAUCACGAGCAUCAAAGUAUGACAGGUAUAUCGCAGCACAAGAUCGAAAAAAGCAUAUGUCAAUAGAUCAUGGAACAGUUGAAAAAUCUGGCUCAAGGUCGUUACCAUUUAAAUCCCAAGAUCAUAGAAAAAGGCCUAUGAAGAGAAGAAAACGGAAGAGAGUGGAAGAUACAACUGAUAUUGCAUCAUAUAUGUCAAAUCAUAUUCUUUUUUCUGGUCAUGAAAAUAAGUGGCCUGAUGUGGAUGGAACUCCUAUACGGGAUGACUUUGGUAUCCCAGAUCAGAAUAAUAGUGGCUAUGAUGAAUCUGAAGUUCAUGAUGAUUACUCGUUUCUUGAAGACAAGGACAAUGACCUCGAGCAUAUCCUUCGCAAGAUUGAUUUAGUGCAGACUCGGGUUCAUAAAAUGAAGGUCCGACUUGAUUCUACCAUGGUAAAAAGUGCAGCAAAAUUUUCUUCAUCUGAAAACUUGAGCCAGCUUGUGGCAUAUGAUGCUCAGACGAGCUUUGUCCAUAGCUCUACAUUCUCUGCUUGUAAUGGAGAGACAUUUUCAGUUGGAGGUCUAUAUGUGCCAACUCAGCACUUGUCAUGCUAUGAUCUAGGAGAUUUCAUUAUGCCUGAAACUGCAGCAUCGAGCUACAGAGAGGCCAUUCCUGUUCCUGAUAUAAUUGAAAGUACAGUUGGCUUGUUAUCAUCUGUUGAUGUCACCCCGCAUCAGGCAGAAGUUGGCGAUUCGUCUGAAAGAAUUGUUGAUAACAUACUACAUAACGAGGGGGUCGACGUGGAGGGGCUACCUACCGAAAACAAUCAUGGUGAAUCUGCCGAGAAGCCUCAAGACGGUGAAAAUAGUGAGAAAGAAGACAGCAAUAUCGCAUCCCUUCCAGAAUUAGAUACUGAUGCAGGAGGAAUUACUGCCGUAUCCCAAGAACAAUCAAUUCUGGAAUCAUGCUUAGCUUCAGAGAUACAUUUUCCGAUUAAUAAAAGAAAGCGAGGAGAGCGUAAAGCUGGUAAUUGGAGUCGACAGCAGACUGAUGAACCUGGCAGCCAAUGA